Molecule: messenger RNA, 1515 nt
Organism: Dovyalis caffra
Lineage: Eukaryota; Viridiplantae; Streptophyta; Magnoliopsida; Malpighiales; Salicaceae
Source: the annotation of a GenBank genome assembly
AUGCUCACCUCUUUCUGCCACUUACCAAGUAUGCUUUGUUGCUUCUACCUUUCCUUCCUUCUUCCUCUUCUUGUUCUUCCCUCUACUAAUUCAAUUUAUUUUGAAAUAUCUCAAUUUGACGAAACCAACGUAAAUUAUCAAGGUGAUGCAGUGUCUUCUGGUGGAAGUAUUGAAUUCAACAUGGUUAAUUAUAUAAACCGUGUUGGUUGGGCAACCUAUCCUGAAAGGGUGCGGCUCUGGGACUCCAGUUCAGGAAAGGUUUCUGAUUUCACAUCUCAUUUCACCUUCACCAUCGAUACCCUUGGUGCACCGAAUUAUGGUCAUGGACUUGCUUUCUUCCUCGCUCCUGUUGGUUUCGAAAUCCCACCUAAUUCUGCUGGAGGCUUUUUAGGCCUAUUUAACACUACAACCAUGAAACCCUCUCAGAAUCAAAUUGUUUCAGUGGAGUUUGACUCUUUUCCAAAUCCAGAAUGGGAUCCAAAAGUUGAGCAUGUAGGGAUCAACAACAACUCGAUUGCUUCAGCUGUAUAUACACCUUGGAAUGCUAGCUUUCACAGUGAAGAUACUGCUGACGCGUGGAUUACCUAUAAUUCUACCAAUAGAAAUUUGAGUGUGUUUUGGACUUACAAGACAACCUCAAAUCCUCAAGAGAAUUCUAGUCUGUUUUACAUAAUCGAUCUUAGUAAGUUUUUGCCUGAGUGGGUCACUGUUGGCUUCUCAGCUGCUACAGGUCAGAACGUCGAACAGCAUAGGCUUCUAUCUUGGGAGUUCAAUUCAACUUUGAAUGUUAAGGAUACGAAUGGUAAGAGUUCAAAGAGGAGCAGAAUUAUAAUUGGUGUCAGUGUUUCGGUACUUGUUCUGGCAGCCGGGGCGAUCACAGCAUCCGUGAUUUUGUGGCGGAGGAAACAAAUUAAGACAAGAAAAAGAUCAGCAGAGACAAUGACCGCGACAUCGAUUAAUGAAGACCUUGAAAGAGGAGCAGGACCAAGAAGGUUUUCUUAUGCUGAUCUAGUUUCAGCUACAAACAACUUCUCAGGUCAGAGGAAGCUAGGUGAAGGAGGGUUUGGUGCUGUUUAUAGGGGAUACUUGAAUGACAUGAACAUGGCAGUUGCAGUAAAGAAAAUUUCAAAGGGUUCUAGACAAGAAAUUGCUAGUGGAAGAAAGGCAAACGACCCCAUUGAUAAAAAAUCUGAUAUGAGCUUGGUUGAGUGGAUUUGGGAUCUUUAUGGAUGCCAAAAUCUUAGUUUGGCCAUUGACAAAAGACUUGAUCUUACGAAUUUUGAUGAUGAGAUCAAACAAGCAGAGCGUUUGAUGAUUGUUGGAUUAUGGUGUGCCCACCCUGGCCACAAUUUGAGGCCGUCGAUAAGACAAGCAAUUCAUGUCUUAAAUUUUGAAGCUGCAAUACCAAAUCUGCCUGCAAAGAUGCCUGUCCCUGUGUUUCAUGCGCCUCUGCCCUCCUUUAGUUCUUCUGACCCUGCUUCAAUAACUAAUACAAGCCUUGACGCAGGGCGUUAA